GCUGCUCUCCUCCCACUCCUCUAUGUUAAGCUGAGCUCCAGUGAGACAGUCUGGUCAAUCUGUGUGUUUAACAGAGGAAUGAACACACCAUCACAGACCUCUACAACUCCACAGUGUUACACUACCCAGGACAGGACUACUACUCCACAGUGUCACACUACCCAGGACAGACCUCUCCUACUCCACAGUGUUACACUUCACAGGACAGGACUCUCCUACUCCACAGUGUUACACUCCACAGGACAGACUAUCCUACUCCACAGUGUUACACUCCACAGGACAGGACUCUCCUACUCCACAGUGUUACACUCCACAGGACAGACCUCUCCUACUCCACAGUGUUACACUCCACAGGACAGGACUCUCCUACUCCACAGUGUUACACUCCACAGGACAGGACUCUCCUACUCCACAGUGUUACACUCCACAGGACAGACCUCUCCUACUCCACAGUGUUACACUCCACAGGACAGACCUCUCCUACUCCACAGUGUUACACUCCACAGGACAGGACUCUCCUACUCCACAGUGUUACACUCCACAGGACAGGACUCUCCUACUCCACAGUGUUACACUCCACAGGACAGACCUCUCCUACUCCACAGUGUUACACUCCACAGGACAGACCUCUUCAUUCUGUCCACUGGUAGAGAGCAGCAGAGUCCUCUGGGGUUUGGAACAGAAUAUUGUUGUUGUUGUUGCCCCGUCUGAGGAUGUGGAAGAGGAGGGGUUUAUAGUGACCAUCACUGUUUCUACCAUAAGACACAGAACUACUGGAUAUUCAACCAAGAGGAAAGAGACAGAUCCAUUAAUGUGGAAGAGGAGACCAUCACUGUUUCUACCAUAAGACACAGAACUACUGGAUAUUCAACCAAGAGGAAAGAGACAGAUCCAUUAAUGUGGAAGAGGAGACCAUCACUGUUUCUACCAUAAGACACAGAACUACUGGAUAUUCAACCAAGAGGAAAGAGACAGAUCCAUUCCUGCAACAAUCCCGAGACGUACAAGAACACGUUAUCAAGGGGAACUUCUGUCACCUGUAAUCAUUGUUUUGGAGAAGAGAGGAGAUUUGACGCCAUCUUGACAACACUCAUCAUCUAGUGAAAACCAGGGGAAACACACCAGGCCCAGUUGCAAGCAAAGUUCUUGAACAGAACUGUUUGGGACUUUUGCACGUCGCCAUGGCGUCCACAGGUCUACAGUUACUUGGCCUCCUAUUGGCCGUGAUGGGCUGGGUGGGCGGGGCUCUCGUCUGCGCCGCCCCCUUGUGGCGAGUCUCCGCCUUCGCGGGUGGGGAGAUCGUGAUCGCCCAGGUUCUCUGGGAGGGGCUAUGGAUGACGUGUUUGUCCCAGAGUACGGGACAGAUCCAGUGUAAGACUUACGACUCUACCCUGGCCCUCCCCGUCUCCGCCCAGGUGUCCCGUACCCUCUCCGUGCUCUCCCUCCUCUUCUGCCUCUUCGCCCUCCUGCUAGGCGUGGCUGGGGCGAAGUGCACCAAGUGUCUAGGGGAAGGAGCCUACUCGUCCAAGGCUAGGCUAGCCCGCGUGGCUGGGGCUCUGUUCUUCUUCUCUGGGCUGCUCUACCUGAUACCCAUCUGCUGGACGGCCUACGCCGUGGUCAGGGAUUUUUACGAUCCAAAAGUCGCCGCGCCGCUGAAGAGAGAGUUAGGCCCCGCCUUGUAUCUAGGCUGGGGGGCGGGAAUUCUGCUGCUGGUUGGAGGGGCUCUGCUAAACGCAGGCUCCUCCCCUCCAGGGGUUAGGGCAACGCCUACUUUUGGGGGAGGUGGGAGGAGUAACCCACUGCCCGUGGUGGUAGAGGAGAAGGAGUAUGUUUGAACCGUCCCACACCAGGGUUGUGUUCAUUACUUUGUGAGAAAAUGGACUGAAACAGGGAGGGACUACCUGAACGCGUCCAAUAAGAAAUGUUCAUUUUUGUUGUCCAAUGUAAAACUUUUUGCAACAUUAUGCCCUAAUGAUUACAACCCCGUCACUAAACUCUCAGUGAAGGAGAGACAGGUCAACAUGUAAAUAAGAAAAUGCUUAUGAUUACGUUUCAGAAAAUCUGCAUGAUUAUUCUCCAUUUCUUUAUGACCACUUGUAGACAGCUUGGUUAUUUUGUUAUGACAUCAUCUUCUAGUUGUUUUCAUUAUGACAUCAUCUUCUAGUUGUUUUCAUUAUGACAUCAUCUUCUAGUUGUUUUCAUUAUGACAUCAUCUUCUAGUUGUUUUCCUUAUGACAUCAUCUUCUAGUUGUUUUCCUUAUGACAUCAUCCUCUAGUUGUUUUUAUUCUGAUUUGAGUUUUCUGUGUUAACUUCUUCUUGGUGAGUGUAAUUUAUACAUGAAAUAAUAAAGUAUUUUACAACA
Oncorhynchus mykiss (rainbow trout) is the source of this 2363-nucleotide messenger RNA. Its product is annotated as claudin-6. Gene Ontology annotation, molecular function: structural molecule activity. Gene Ontology annotation, cellular component: membrane; bicellular tight junction. The record is from RefSeq and is a predicted model, not a curated record. NCBI's taxonomy places the organism in Eukaryota, Metazoa, Chordata, Actinopteri, Salmoniformes, Salmonidae.